Molecule: messenger RNA, 2573 nt
Organism: Brassica rapa (field mustard)
Lineage: Eukaryota; Viridiplantae; Streptophyta; Magnoliopsida; Brassicales; Brassicaceae
Product: DEAD-box ATP-dependent RNA helicase 50
Molecular function (GO): RNA helicase activity; ATP binding; nucleic acid binding
Source: RefSeq, a predicted model, not a curated record
CAGAGUCUAUCCUUAUCUCUCCGUUUCCAAGAGAGACUGAAGAAGAUAUUUUGUGAGAUGUUGGCGAGAGCUCCACCUCCGUCAGUUACUUUUCCGGCGAGGAGUAAAGUUUGUAAUCGGAGAGAGAUUGUGCGGCUGUUUCGUUACGGCGGAGGAACGAGAGCCGGAUUCACUCGUUCAUGCUCGAAUGAGGUCGUUAGCGACUCCACCGAUGAUGGAUUCAUCGUAAUCAAAGCUGAACACCACGAGAAGGAGCUCUAUCCUCCGCCUCCGUCCGAUUUAGCCUCCUCGAUUCCGUCAGAAUCUUCGAGAAGAGAUGGUUCGCGUUCGAGAGGAGUAACCGCGAGCUUCGGAAGGCUAAAGGCGCAGAAAGUGAAAGCUCUUGUUGGUAAGGUAACGCAGAAGAAGCAGCAAGUGAGUCGUAAUGAGGAAGAAGAAGACGAGGAUGAUGAUGUUUUUGAGGAUGAAGAGUUUGGUGGAUCAUCAAUUCUUGAUUUGAUGAGGAAGAAGUUGGCUAUGAAGGACCUACCUAGUUCAGGAAAAUCUUCAGAGGUGAAAAGAUUCAGCAGAGUGCAGGAAUCUAGAGAGCAGAGAGAUAGAGAUAGAUCUCAGACUAAUGAGAGAGAUUCAAACGGUUAUGCUGCUAACUCCAGGGGUAGAGGAGAUAGGCCUUCGCUUGCGAAAGAUUUAGAUACAUUCAAGGGGCGUGACAGAGCUGUUGGUGAGGUUUCAAAGUUUAGUGAUAACGAAAGAGCAGGAUCGAGGAGUUCAUAUUCAAAAGACUCUGCUGCUAACUCUAGGGGUAGAGAAGAUAGGCGUUUUGUUAACAAAGAGUCAGAUACAUAUCAGAGACGUGAUAGAGCUACUACGGAUGAGUUUUCAGAUUCUCGGUAUUUCAAUGAUAAUGAGAGAGGAGGAUCAUAUUCUUCAUAUUCAAGAGCUUCCGCUGGUAACUCCAGGGGGUGGGGUGAUAGGCGUUCUGUUGUGUACGCAAGAGAUAUUGAGGAUUGGAGAGAGAGAGGGAAUAGAACCAAAGCUACUAGGGAGACCGGGUUCUUUAGCCGCAAAAGUUUUGCAGAGGUUGGAUGCAGUGAGGAUAUGACGAAGGCCUUAAAGGAGAAUAAUUUUGAUCGACCGGCUCAUAUUCAGGCUCUGGCUUUUGCGCCAGUUGUUGAUGGAAAGAGUUGUAUCAUAGCUGACCAAAGUGGUUCAGGCAAGACACUGGCAUAUCUUGUUCCUGUUAUUCAGCGUCUCAGGGAAGAGGAACUCCAAGGACUGAGCAAGUCGUCUUCUGGUUGUCCUCGUGUGAUUGUUCUGGUACCAACCGCAGAGUUGGCUUCCCAGGUUCUUGCCAACUGUAGAUUAAUCUCAAAGUCUGGGGUCCCGUUCCGUUCCAUGGUAGUGACUGGUGGUUUCAAACAACGAACCCAGCUCGAAAAUUUAGAGCAAGGUGUGGACGUUUUGAUUGCAACACCAGGGCGUUUCACGUACCUUAUGAAUGAAGGAAUGUUGGGGCUGUCAAAUUUGAGAUGUGCCAUAUUAGAUGAGGUGGAUAUACUCUUUGGCGACGAGGAGUUUGAGUCAGCCCUGCAGAAUCUGAUCAGUUCUUCCCCUGUGACUGCGCAAUAUCUGUUUGUUACGGCAACCCUGCCCCUUGAGAUAUACAACAAACUUGUUGAAGUUUUCCCUGAUUGUGAAGUUGUAAUGGGACCUCGCGUGCACCGUGUUAGCAAUUCCCUCGAAGAGGUUCUAGUUGACUGCAGUGGAGAUGAUAAUGCAGAGAAAACUCCUGAAACUGCUUUUCAGAACAAGAAAGCUGCUCUACUUCAGAUUAUCGAGGAGAACCCUGUUGCCAAGACUAUCAUCUUUUGCAAUAAGAUUGAGACAUGUAGGAAAGUUGAGAACAUAUUCAAGCGGCUUGAUAGAAACGAAAGGCAGCUGCACGUGCUACCGUUUCACGCAGCACUCGCACAAGGUGCAAGGCUUACAAACAUGGAAGAGUUCACCUCAUCUCAUCCCGAAAAUCAUUCACUGUUUCUGGUCUGCACGGAUAGAGCUUCUCGUGGGAUAGAUUUCUCCGGUGUUGAUCACGUGGUGCUGUUUGAUUUUCCGCGUGACCCGAGUGAAUACGUAAGACGUGUUGGAAGAACAGCGAGAGGGGCUAGAGGAGAAGGAAAGGCUUUCGUCUUUGUGGUGGGGAAACAAGUAACGUUGGCACGGAGGAUCAUUGAAAGGAACCAGAAGGGUCAUCCGGUUCAUGAUGUCCCAAACGCUUACGAGUUCACAACCUGAACUUUAGGUGAACUCUUCGUGGUAUCCUUCCCCUUAUUGCAAUCUCUCUGUGUUGAGAGAAACAAGAAAGGUCUUUCGGUUCAUGAUGUCCCAGAUGCUUACUGACAAGAACGUACUAAUUACGAUACAACUGGCGUCUAGUAAUUCCUUUUUGAUGUAAUGUUUGUAAGCAUUCUAAUGGGCACCUAUUGGGCCGUUUUGGCCUUAAGUUACAAUUUUUCUGUAUUACAUACUAUAUUCCAAAAUUCAGGAAAAAGUGCCAGGCAUGCAGGAUUUGAAAA